AUGCAAGAUGAUAGCAGCCACAAAGCUACCAGCAAGGCUGGCAAACCUCGUGGCAGCCAUGUGAGGCCAAGUGACAAACCACGUGGAAAGAAGCUGCGUAAGAAGGACAAGCUGGGCUUCAUAGAGUCAGAGUUGGUGGAUGGGGAUGAGGACCAGGUCCAGGUGCUGUACGGUCUGCACCCAGUGCAGCUUGCGCUGGCAGCCGGUCGGCGCACGGUCCACCGCGUGUACCACCGCCAGGAGGCAACGGGCGGCCGGCUGUCACGCCUGUUGGCAGAGUGUGCGGCGCGCGGCGUCGGCACCGUGCCGCUGCCGGUCACCCAGCUGGACACGAUCGCGCGCGGCACGGGUGUGCACCAGGGCGUGUGCGCGCGGGUCGGGCCUCUGCGGCCGCGGCCAGUCUCCGAGUUGCUGACUGAGCUCGGCUACCCGCCGGUGGCGACGGACCCUGACAAGCUGGAGGCUGGGGUUGCAGAUCUUCCCACUGUUGGUGAUCCGGUGCCGGCGUCGGGAGAGCGAACCGCCCACCGACGGCGGCUGUGGCUGCUGCUGGACCGAGUGCAGGAUCCGAUGAACUUCGGCUCCAUCCUCAGAUCCAGCUACUUCCUGGGCGUCGAUGCGAUCCUCAUCCCCGAUAAGAACAGCUGCCCACUGUCGCCCACCGUGAGCAAGGCGAGCGCCGGCGUGCUGGAGGUGUUCCCGACACACUCGGACACGAAAUACAAGAAAAAGAAAAACACAAAACGUCCAUGUGCGCACGAAAACACAGCGCUAGAGGUAAAGAAGAACCCGUACGCCGUUUGA
Pollicipes pollicipes is the source of this 804-nucleotide messenger RNA. RefSeq names its product rRNA methyltransferase 1, mitochondrial. Gene Ontology annotation, molecular function: RNA binding; rRNA (guanine) methyltransferase activity. Gene Ontology annotation, biological process: rRNA methylation. NCBI's taxonomy places the organism in Eukaryota, Metazoa, Arthropoda, Thecostraca, Pollicipedomorpha, Pollicipedidae. The coding region runs from base 1 to 804 and encodes 267 amino acids. The record is from RefSeq and is a predicted model, not a curated record. Gene Ontology annotation, cellular component: mitochondrion. The transcript has 5 exons.